UCAAAGCAUUACUUGAAUCUCGGCAUGUCAAUAAGUGUUCGUGAAAUUGAAAUUCUUGCAAUUGAUGAUUGAUUUUUAUAAUUUCUAAAGAAAGAUUGUUUGCUGCAUUUAAUAUAUUCAGAAAUGCUUUCCGUGUGAACUUUUCCAGAUUAUUCUUCAGUUUCAGUAAAAAUUACUACGCAUAAUAAUUCCUUCAAAAUUAAUAUAUUCAAAAAUACCUAUGAAUUUAAUGAAACAAUGGACAAUAGAAAAGCUCUUAAUGCUACCCAAGAGAUAGUAGCAAAUCAUAUAUAGCAAAGCCGAUUAAAAGUAAACAGUCUUUGAGAAAACUUUAUUUCAUAAAAAAUCUAUUGAUCACCGCGGGAUCCUUCUCCAGAAAUUAAAAAAAGGCUAUUGAAAUAUGACGAAAUAUUUCAUAGCAUUUGUAUUAUUUACUUUUUUGACCUUCGAAAACAGACAUGUGUACAGAAGGCUUCUCGUGAAAUCUCAUCCAAGCACAGAAUUUGUGAGACAACGGCAUCAUGAGAAAAGUAAUGAAUCAAUGCCCUACAUUUUCCAUUCCCAUUUUCAUCAUGGUCAGGUGUCAGAAUAUGAGAUAAACUCAAAUGAAGCAGAAGAGGGCCAUGUAGAGGAUUUAGCGCCACAAAAACCGCUGCAGAUACCCCAUAAUAUGGACAGAAAGAUUCAACAUUUUGCUGGACGCCAAAAGCAUUUGCAUGCUUUACAAAAAGAAAAUCAUUCUACUUAUAAUGAGAGAAACAUGAAAAGUUCACCACGAGUUUGGCGACAAAUCAAAGCCAAUUACAAGAGUAAUGCUCAUGUCUCUGCAGCGUCAAGUAAAGGAAAACCUUGGAUAGAAAAUGGUGAAAUCCCAUUCGACGUUAUUGAUAAUCGAUUGCCGAAUGUAGGGGAGGCAAAACAAGUGGGAGAAGAACGAGAUCCUCGCUGCCCGAAAUGCGAAAGCACUCGCAAAGUUGCUCAUGUAAGCGAAGAAGAACUUACUCAAUUACGUAUUGAAUUUGUGAAGCAGCAAAUCUUAGAAAAACUGCGCCUCAAAGAACGUCCUAAUGUUUCGGCGGUGGGUCUACCGAAACCAAUCUCUGAAGGAGUAACUAUCAACGACGAACAUGGCUCUGUGAUUGAAAAAGAAUUCGAUGAUUAUUAUGCUAGAACCAGUAAAAAAUUUAUUUUUCUACAAGUUGAAAAACGUGAAUGUAGUAAGUUCGGCUCGCAACUUUCCAUAUGCUUCUCAUUCAAGAUAGACGAUGCUGAUGCUGAUAGCUACGAUGUUAGCACCGCAGUUUUGUGGCUUUUUAAAAGCCAUCGCCAAAAAAAUACGAAACGACAGGAGAAUUUAUUGAAUCAAAUGAUCAUCGAGGUGUCAGAGGUACAACAACAAAAAUUAAAAUCAAAAUUUUUACCAGUAAUCAAAACCAUAGCUAUACAACCGGUCAAUGUGCACGAUGAAUGGUUAAAAAUUGAUAUUGAGUGGCCAAUUAAGCGUUGGUUUGGUAAUCACGACCUUAGCCACCUAAUACAAAUUACAUGUCAGCUUUGCGACAUUGGAUCCAUGGAACAAAUGAUAUCAACCAAUAAGGCUUACCGUCCGUUCAUUAUAGUCGAUACCCAGAACAGACGACAUCUAGUGCGACCAAAGCGCAGCAUAAAUUGCACAGAUGGCGUGACUGAGUGUUGUCGUGAAAAACUUUUCAUAAACUUUGAUGAUAUCGGCUGGGGUGAUUGGAUUAUACACCCGCGUGGUUAUGAUGCUUAUUUCUGCCGUGGCUCUUGUAAUUCUGUAGCGAGUGUGACCAUGGCCACAUCUCAGCACAGCUCAACUCUUCAAAAGUUACUCAGCCGAUCAGGCAAUAGGCGUAAACAUCUUGAACUAGUGCCAUGCUGCACGGCCAAGCAAUACUCUUCAUUGCAAUUAAUGUUCAUGGACAGUAACAACACAGCCACGCAAAAAACAUUCCCGAAUAUGGUUGUGGAGUCGUGUGGUUGUAGAUAGCAACAAAGUUUCAAAAUUUCUUAGUUCCUAAGUUCAUAUUUCAUUCUGUGUAUAAUUCAUGUUGUAGUUGCCGUAACGUUUGGAGAUCUACUGCCGUAAUAUUUUUAAGGUCUUCCGAAAUAUUUAUGUACGUAAGUUAAUUUACAUCACGUAAUUUAUUUUUAAUUAGUUUUAUAAGAAGGUUUAAAAAUAGAUCUAUCUGAAUGAUAUAUUAGUGUAGACCAACUCAAAUCAAAGCUAUCAUGUUUUAGAUGUAUCAUGCGAAGAAGUUAGCUAUAAUAAUAAAACGGUGCGAUAUUAUCAGGCGUUCUUAUCUACUAUUUAUUAUGCAAAAAGGAACAUAAAAAUUCAACUGCAACAUUUUUAAAUGAUUAAUCCGGAGCCUAGCCAUCAUCUACUUUUUGAGCUUUUUGAGGCGACGAAUGAUGGUUGAAUGAUCCACAUUGAAGUGGUCGGCCAGCAUUCGAGUUGUCAAGCUUUCGUCGCCUUCUACGGGUGCCAAAAGUCCAUGAUUGUCGAAAUCCGAUGGUUGACCUCUUCCUGGCUAAUCUUCGAAAUUAGUAUCACCAGAAUUGCAACGGGCAAACCAUUCCUUGCGUCAACCUUUGCUGAUUAUGCUCUAGCCGCAAAGGUCGUUGAGAUCACGGAAUGAUUGAUACUUUGUACUUUUUCUCAACGUGAUGCAACGUAAUAUGAUGAAUGUGUAUGCGAUUAUCGACACGCGUUUUCAUGACGUUAAAGUAGAUGGAUCUUUUCAUUCAUAAAUUUAUAAAAUAUUGCAUAUUUUUAUUAAAAUAUAGCACGUCAACAAAACGCCUACUAAUUAUGCACCAAUCUAUAAUUAAGCUUUGCACUGUCAAGCGCCGUAAUAAAUAAUAAUUUUAAAAUUUCUUAAAAUGUUAUUAAUAUAUUAUUAAUUUAAUAACUUCUUAAAUAAGUUAACAUUGCGGUGAUUUUUUAUCCACAAAUGGGCAUAUAAUUUUGCAUUGCUAGGAAUGUAACAACAACUAAAAUAUUAGAGAAACGUUGUGAAGAGGCAAAGCCGUCCCAUCGUUUUGCUCUCACUUAUCUUUCGUUCGGGUAGGAAGUAGUAGAACUAAGCCAUAGUAGGUAGCAGUAAGUUAAGAUUAAGACAGUGACUUGGCGGCAUGAUAAGAGCAUCUCAACUGAACACUGUCAUUAUCAGUUGAGAUCCGGCAAGGAUAGAAAAUAUCAACUUUUUUCUAGAAGUCAAAAGGAUAGUUUCAGUUUCGAAUAGCUUUUUGCUUCUCUUUUUAUUUAGAGCAGUGGAACAGAAUAGUCGACUGUUAUUUAGAAUAAAUUUUCAAAAACGACGUAAUCGGGCAGUGGACCGUUUAUUGAAAAAUUGAAGGAACAAAGUUCAAUUAAAAAUUGUGCCCUUUAUUUUAUUGUAUCCAAAUAAACGGUAAGUUUCAAGAAUCCUAUGGGGAAUGUUCUCGGAGAUAAUAUGGGAAGCACAAUUGUCAAAUUGGACUAGCUCGAUGUGACCAUUCACUCGAAUUUUCAGGCUCUCACUAGUUUGGAUUAAGAUAUAACGAGUUAAGAUUGGCGUAUCUAUUAUGGCUUCGGCUGGCUCAAAGAGAUUCCAGACGGGUGUUUUGGAGGUUUGAUUCAACACAUUUUGGUUUAAAAAUAUUUUACAACUAUAACAGAAUGUACGCCUGUUCGCUAUGCAGUCUUCGAAAGGAUGACUGGCGAACAAUUUCAAUAGAUGCUUUCUACGAACUGGCAGGAGAUACAGCCUGGCAAUUGUACGACAUAAAUACAUUGAGCUUAUGGCGUUGUAUCUUUAUUGUUACCCGAGAAUAACGUCGAAACAAACACUCACUACGUGGAAUAUUUCGCAACCGGCCGUGAUUUAUUUAUUUUAAGAAAAGUUAAAUAUUCCCUUAACGAAAUUUAUUAAUUGCUUUCUAUUUCAUUUUUACUAAUCAGAUCAAGCAUACUAAACUUUUACAUUCUCUAAAUAUUUUUUACAAGGUUGCAAUCAAAAUUACAAGUAAAAUAUUACUAAUCCCAACAGAUUGGCAAGCGGGACAUUCUUGAUUCUUAUUCAGGUAUAUUUCAAUGUAUUCCUUCUGGAACACAUUAUUGCGUGGGGUGACAAAUAAUUUCUCAAGAUCAUACUCUGUCAAUCAAUUAUUGGGCAAAUCUGAUUGGGAAGAGCUGUUUCCGUG
Messenger RNA from Glossina fuscipes, 4209 nucleotides. It is a transcript of the gene daw, whose product is annotated as inhibin beta A chain. The record is from RefSeq and is a predicted model, not a curated record. Lineage: Eukaryota; Metazoa; Arthropoda; Insecta; Diptera; Glossinidae. Gene Ontology annotation, molecular function: growth factor activity; cytokine activity. Gene Ontology annotation, cellular component: extracellular region. The transcript has 4 exons. The coding region runs from base 401 to 2011 and encodes 536 amino acids. Gene Ontology annotation, biological process: SMAD protein signal transduction.